AUGACAACAACGCGACCUUCAAACGGUUCCUCAUUUCCCGACAAAAUGAGCAGCCCAAUUUUUCCUCCAAUGUCUCAUGUCACUGCGAAUGGUAUUAGACCUCCAUCGUUUCCACCUAAUUCUGCUCCAAUCUUUCCACCCAAUAUUCAAUCUUCAGCAAAUGUGCACAGUGCAAAAAUAAAUACAACAUCCUCACCGGCCAGCAACUCUACUACGAACUCAAACCCAACUCCUCCUAUUCCAAAUGCACACAAUACAAAUGUUAACCCAACUUCAUCGCCUCAAUCACUCAAUAAUUUCAAUACAAAUUCGAAUCCAACAUCACCCUUACCAAGUGUGUCGAAUAUCAAUGGAAAUUUAACACCAUCACUGACUAGCGCGUUCAGUGCAAAUCAUACAGCAACUCCACCACCUCUGCAACCACAACCAACAUCGCCACCAUUCGGUUCGCAAGCAAAUCCAACACCGCCUUUACCUAAUGUGAAUUCUACGAAUACAAGUGCAACGUUGCCGGUAUCAAAUACAAACAAUACUUACGUCAAUUCACCUUUACCACAAUCAAACAUGGUCAAUACGAAUUUCAAUCCAAUAGGCUCAGGCACUAGUGCUUUCACUCCAAAUGUGAACUCAAGUGCACCAUUACCAGCAGUGUUUAAUACAUUUAAUACGCACACAAACACUGCUCCACAACUGCCGAAUCUUUAUAACAUUAAUUCACAUUCAACUGCGCCAAUUCCCAGUGCCCAUCAACAUCCUGCCAAUCCAACUCCUCUAGCACCUCAUCCAUACAAUAACACUACAAAUCCAACUCCCCUAGCACCUCAUCCAUACAAUAGCACUACAAAUCCGACUCCUCCACAAUUCUAUGGUCAUAACACAUAUAUGAAUACCGCUUCAUCGGUUCAGCCAUCGUUUCAUACCAAUCAAAAUCCCACUCCGCCACCACCACCACCUUCAGUGUCAUCUUCAAAUACCUAUAAUCCUGUUCCCACAUAUCUAGCAGCAGUUCAUCCGCCGCCUGUUCGUCCAAUGUAUCCUACGUCCUCAACUGCUAAUCGUCCGCCUAUUUCACAGCAACCAGCUCAACUCAUUCCACAGCCGUUCAAUCAAAAUGCUCAUCCAUCAUCUCUACCUCCUCCUCCUCCUCCUCCUUCUACUUCGAAUAUGUCCUCUCCCUAUCCAUACCCUCAAUAUAAUCAGAACCUUAAUUCAGCAGCUUCGGGACAUUUCGGACAGCAACCGCCAAUGCCUCACUCAACAAGUGGAAGUACAAUUAAUCCUAUGAGUCAAAUGAAUAAUCUUAAUACUGUUCAAUCUACUGGUGAUGUACUCGAUCUUCUAAAAGAAACAGACGUGAUCAGUCCAUACGCAGAAGAACCACCUAUCUCACCAGUACUUAGCGAAGAAAAUCAACAAAUGAAUUGUAAUCCUGAAGUCAUGCGGUGUAGUUUGAAUGUCAUACCGCAAACAAAAGAAUUAUUGAAUAAAAGUCGUCUUCCGCUAGGCAUUCUCAUCCAUCCGUUUAAAGAUCUCGAAAGUUUAAGUGUUAUCCAAGGUUCUAAAAUUGUUCGUUGUGAUUCGUGUAAAAGUUACAUCAAUCCAUUCAUUACAUUUCUUGAUAACACCCGAUGGCGUUGCAGUAUCUGUUUUCGCGUCAAUGAUUUACCACAAGAAUUUCUCUUUGAUCCCGUCACCAAAACCUAUGGUGAUCCAAGCCGACGGCCAGAAGUUCGAUUCGGUACUGUUGAAUAUACUGCCACAGCUGAUUACAUGGCACGUCCGCCACAGCCCGCAAUGUAUUUGUUCUUGCUCGAUGUAUCACACAAUGCCAUUCAAACAGGUUAUCUUCAAUCCUUCUGUGAUAUACUAUUAGAAAGUUUGAAUACCUUGCCCGGCGAUGCUCGCACGCAAGUCGGAUUCCUAACUUAUGAUAGUCGUCUUCAUUAUUAUGACUUAUCUGAUCGACAAAACGGAACAUUUCGUGUCAUGAUCAUGCCCGAUCUUGAUAGUAAACCGGAAGAUUUUCUUCCGAUGCCGGAUGGUCUGCUAGUAACACUAUGUGAAUGUCGAGCAACUGUUGAAUCGUUUCUCAAUGAAUUACCGAAAAUCUACCAAGAUAAUCAUGAAACAGAUUCAGCUCUAGGCUCAGCAUUGCAAAUUGCAAGCAAAUUACUCGGACAAACAGGUGGUCGUGUAACAGUUAUACAAACGAGAAUACCGAAUUUGAAUCCGGGCGCUUUGAGCGAAUCUGUUGGUAGUGGAAGUCACGCUGUUAAAGAGCCAACGACGAUUGCGCCAACAUCUGAUUAUUAUAAGAAACUUUCACUUGAAUAUGCAUCACUACAAAUCGCGUGUGAUCUGUUUCUUCUCAAUAGUCAUCACAUCGAUCUAGCAACGUUGAGCUGUAUUGCGAAAUAUUCAGGUGGUGAAGUCAAAUACUAUCCAGGUUUUCAUUCGGUACAAAAACCACAUGAAGUCGAGCGAUUUGAAAACGAUCUAAGACGAUAUCUACAAAGAAAAAUUGGCUUCGAAGCUGUCAUGCGUUUACGAUCACCGCCAGCGUUGUCAAUUAAUACGUUUUAUGGAAGUGGUUUUGUUCGUUCCGUUGAUUUACUUGUUUUGCCUAACAUCAAUCCAGAUGCAGCGUUUGGCAUUCAAGUCGCAAUUGAAGACAAACUAGCAAAUUACACAUCGGUCACAUUUCAAGCUGCGCUACUUUACACAUCGAGCAAAAGUGAACGACGUAUUCGAGUGCAUACACUGUCGUUACCUGUCAGUUCGGAUCUAAGAGAGAUCUGUGUCAAUGCUGAUCAAGAGGCGAUUACAUCGUUAGUUGCUAAAAUGGCUGCUGACCGCUCAACCACCUCAUCAAUACAGGAAGCACGUGAAGCAAUGUCCAAUGUGGCUUGUGAUAUUCUAAAAUCUUGUCUAGCAACUAAUUCGUCAAAUCGAGCGUUUUCACUCAUGGUUCCGUAUUCUUUACGACUUAUACCAUUAUACAUGUUGAGUAUGAUCAAAUCGACGGCAUUUCGAGCGGCUAGUGCAUCAAGAAUUGAUGAUCGAGCAUAUUACUUAGACUUAUGCAAAACACUACCUAUACAGUAUUUAAUGCAAAUCUUCUAUCCAGAUCUGUAUCCGAUACAUACAAUUGAAGAUAAGAGUCAAAUUGUUCAAGAUGGCGAAGAUGAAUUGCAUAUUCCUCAACGUGUUCAUUUGUCGUUUCGACACAUUGAUUCACAUGGUGCUUAUAUACUAGAUACAAGUGAAUACAUUUAUAUUUAUAUCGGUAAAGCUAUAAGUGACCAUUUUGUUCAAAAUGUUUUCAAUGUUCCAACAUUUUCUGCAUUACCUUUCGAUUCGUAUUCAUUACCUGAAUUAGAAAAUCCUCUAUCAAUGAAAAUACACAAUUUCCUGUCUUAUCUUAUACAAAGUCGGCCACAUGGUGUCGCAAUACAUAUUAUGAGAGAGGACUCAUCGAACCGACAUUUAUUUACGCGUUAUCUUGUCGAUGAUAAAUCGGAAUCCACCAUGUCUUAUAUCGAAUUUCUACGUUAUAUUCGCGAACAGAUUGUUAAAUGA
Adineta ricciae is the source of this 3579-nucleotide messenger RNA. The record is from the annotation of a GenBank genome assembly. NCBI's taxonomy places the organism in Eukaryota, Metazoa, Rotifera, Eurotatoria, Adinetida, Adinetidae.